This is a messenger RNA of Nematolebias whitei (Rio pearlfish), 1712 nucleotides long. RefSeq names its product rho-related GTP-binding protein RhoC. The transcript has 5 exons. The record is from RefSeq and is a predicted model, not a curated record. The coding region runs from base 151 to 732 and encodes 193 amino acids. Gene Ontology annotation, biological process: small GTPase-mediated signal transduction. NCBI's taxonomy places the organism in Eukaryota, Metazoa, Chordata, Actinopteri, Cyprinodontiformes, Rivulidae. Gene Ontology annotation, molecular function: GTP binding; GTPase activity. Gene Ontology annotation, cellular component: neuron projection.
CUUCUGGUUUCUAGUAAUCGAUGCAGGUCGUCGGAAGCGGGUGUUUGUCUGUUUGUGUGUAAAACACACAGAAGAAGAAGCCAAAGGAAAAACUCAAGCAGGGAUUAUUUUUUAUAAAGUCACAACAUCUAAGCUAAGCAGCUAACAGAAAUGGGUUCUAUUCGAAAGAAGCUGGUGAUUGUUGGGGAUGGAGCUUGUGGGAAAACAUGUCUUCUCAUUGUCUUCAGUAAAGACCAGUUUCCUGAGGUCUACGUCCCAACAGUGUUUGAGAACUACAUCGCCGAUAUUGAGGUUGAUGGAAAACAGGUGGAGCUGGCGUUGUGGGAUACUGCAGGUCAAGAGGACUAUGACAGAUUGAGACCCCUCUCCUACCCCGACACAGAUGUCAUCCUUAUGUGCUUUUCCGUAGACAGCCCAGACAGCUUAGCAAAUAUUCCUGAAAAAUGGACGCCUGAGGUGAAACACUUCUGUCCCAAUGUUCCCAUCAUCCUUGUAGGGAAUAAGAAGGACCUGAGGAAUGAUGAGCACACACGGAGAGAGCUGGCCAAGAUGAAGCAGGAGCCAGUGAGGUCAGAGGAAGGAAGAGACAUGUCCGGCAGGAUCAGUGCUUUUGGCUACCUGGAGUGCUCUGCCAAGACGAAGGACGGUGUGCGAGAAGUGUUUGAGAUGGCUACUAGAGCAGCCCUGCAGGUUCGCAAGUCCAAGUCAGGAAAAGGCUGCAGGUUGCUGUGAGCUGUUCGGAUCCCAACAAUUUAAAACUAACACAUAAAAAGGACUGACUGGUUACCGAAUGGUUCUUUGCACUGCAUCUUACAAUUUUAACAAAUACACAAGUAAAGGACUUGUCUAUUAUUACGAUAUUUAAAAGCCCCCCGCCGCCACCCUCUUUUUGUCUCUACACAUUGUUUUCCAACUUGUUUUUCUUUUGAUUUGUAAUAAAACGGGGCUGUGGUUGGAGUGCGUACGACGCCAUACUGUUGUCACAAGGUUAAACCCUGCAUCCUUCUUUCGUCUUUAUGAUUAUUUUGUGUAAACAGUUCAGCGUCGUUUCAAACUUUCGGUGAUGGUCUUAGAAAGAGAAAAUCAAAUUUGGCCACAAAUUGUUUUUAUGCCAACAGCAUGCAGCUACAAUAUUAGCUGACGAUCUCGUCAGUGCCAUUUUGAGCAAAUAACUUUAAUGCCACUGACAACGUGCUUGUUGGUAACUUUUACAGACAGCCUGACAAUUCUUUCUGCAUUUUUACUUUACUCUUUUAGGAUAGAAACAGUCAGCUACUUUCUGUUAUGACGUAAAUGAUCAACAGCUUCCAUUGUACAUCAAAAGACUCACAUCCACCUCAAUAUUAUUAAUCUGUGCAGCAGAUGUAUACCAGAGGUUGGUAUACGGCCAUUUAAAAUGCAAGUCCAGAAACAUCCCUACACGACAGCAGUCAGGAUCAAUGGGGAAAUGAUUGUGCUGAAAAAGGAUCACAUGACUGAGGUUAAAUCUGCUACUGUUCAGCUGUUGAAGCGUUUGACCAAUUAGCAUGAACAUAAUGGGCUGUCAGUGCGUCGCAGGUUUCCAGUAAGAUGAGAUUCUUUAAAUGUCAGAAGCUGCGAUUGUUUUUCCUUUUGGCAACUUUUGCUUGUUCCCUCCCAGACCAGACCGACUGGGUGCUUUGUGGAGACUCAAUACUGUUGAAGUAAAAAGUAAACUUUUGACCUGCUCAACA